AUGACGUCAUGACGCAGGGAAACGGAAGUGUUUAGCAGACAGGCAGAAAAGAAGUUGAACGACUUUCUUCUUUCUGUUCUGCUUCUGUUUUGUUUUCCUGCGACUUUCUUAGUGUCUUGUUUUGGAGGCAAAGCGGAGGACAAGAAGUAGAAGAACUUAACAGAAGACUUCCAGGCAUGAACCACAGCGGCAUGGACCACGGCAGCAUGGACCACGGCAGCAUGGACCACGGCAACAUGGACCACGGCAGCAUGGACCACACCCACCACCAGCAUCCCACCAUGGCCACCACCGGCGGACACGACCACGGAGGAGGAGGGGACGGUGGGAACACUGGAGGACAUGGGGGGAUGGUGAUGACCUUCUACUUUGGGUACAACAACGUGGAGCUGCUAUUCACCGGCCUGCUCAUCAACUCCCCUGGAGAGAUGGUCGGGGCCUGCAUUGGUGUCUUCCUAUUGGCCGUCCUGUACGAGGGGUUGAAGAUGGGUCGUGAGACGCUGCUGCGUCGCAGUCAGGUCAACGUCCGCUACAACUCCAUGCCGCUCCCAGGGGCUGAUGGGACAGUGCUGAUGGAGACUCACAAGACGGUCGGGCAGCGGAUGAUAAGCCCCGCCCACUUCCUGCAGACCCUCCUACACAUCGUUCAGGUGGUCGUCAGCUACUUCCUGAUGCUCGUCUUCAUGACCUACAACGCUUACCUCUGCAUCGCCGUGGCAGCCGGCGCCGGCAUGGGAUACUUCCUGUUCAGCUGGAGGAAGGCGGUUGUUGUCGACAUCACCGAGCACUGCCAUUAGCUAGCGUGCUACUUAGCAUCCGAUUGAUCGGAAUGUCUGAUUUUUGCUGAUCACAAUCGAUGAAGCACUAACAAACACUUUAGCUGUAUGUUAGCACGCUAGCUGACCUGGAAAUACAAACUCCAGAAAGUAACCAUGGUAACAACUUGUUGGGUAACAUGCACACUAACGUCUGUAGUUAGCGAUUAAUAAAUCCGACAAACACUUAUCGUCCCUUUUCUUCUUGUUGAGAACUCCUGCCGGUGGGCGAGCCGGCCAAUCGCAGCUCGGAUCACCUCAGAAUGUUCUGAUUGGCCAAAUCACGUCAUACUGUCGUUUAUUUCCUUUUCGGUGCCAUGACAAGUGCUAAUGUUAGCAUAUAUAGCUUACUAUAUAUACACUUACUUUCAGUUAGCAUUGUUAGUAGCCACCGAUCAUACAACAGUAUUUAAACAUAUAUUUAGAAUAUAAUUUAUUAGAGAAUAGAUGUUUUACAAGUUUUCCUUUUUUAGAUUUAUUUUUAAGAGAUUUAAUUUUUUUUAAUGACAUUUUUGACUUUUGUUGCGGUUUAAAAAAAAUGAAUUAAUCUCCAGUGAACUUCGAGCCGAAAAUUAGCUUUAAAAAAAAAGUCUAAAUAAAUGUGUUCAGAACAGCUGUGUUGUUGUCUAGCAGCCGGCCAAUCAUGAUGAUCAUCAUCAUGAGUUCAUCAUGAAACUUCAAAUCGCUCCUUGAAUCAAAAUUCAUGAAAGAAUUGUACUAAAAUUCUACUUUUUUUAAACGCUUUUAUUUGAGGUUUAUUUACAUGUUUUUUCUCGGCCACCGUCGGCCUUAAACCCGACACCUUAACGUUGCCUUAUCGUGGCCGGCAUGAUGAUGAACUGCUGACUGGAGGCCAGUGCUGGUUUCUCUUUGGUGCAACUGGAAAACUGUCGUCUUUUACUGUUUAGUUUUCUGAAAUGUGUUCGUGGAGGUCCAACAGGAAGAGAAACGAGGCUUUGUUAACUUAACUGAUCUGUUUAUUUCUGUCUGAAAUUGACCUCCAUAGAUGUAAUUGUGAUUUAUUUUUAAAUAUUGUUUUUAUUGAUUAACACUGAGAGGUGGGCGGAGUUUACAACUGGACCAGUCAGGUUGCAGAGACUCUGUGAAUCUGUUGAAAAUGAAGUAAAUCUCUCUGUGAAGGAAACUGUUCAUCAGAAUAUUAAAAUGUUUUAAUUGUCACAAAUGCUGGAGUCAUUAAAGUUUAUGAAGAA
Molecule: messenger RNA, 2026 nt
Organism: Cottoperca gobio
Lineage: Eukaryota; Metazoa; Chordata; Actinopteri; Perciformes; Bovichtidae
Gene: slc31a1
Product: solute carrier family 31 member 1
Exons: 5
Coding region: 177-797 (206 amino acids)
Biological process (GO): copper ion transmembrane transport
Cellular component (GO): membrane
Molecular function (GO): copper ion transmembrane transporter activity
Source: RefSeq, a predicted model, not a curated record